Parnassius mnemosyne (clouded apollo) is the source of this 3531-nucleotide messenger RNA. The record is from the annotation of a GenBank genome assembly. Lineage: Eukaryota; Metazoa; Arthropoda; Insecta; Lepidoptera; Papilionidae.
AUGUACGAUACCGAGGACGACCAAUUUGAGGAGGAAGACAAUGAAGAAAUUUCUUCGGAGCUUUGGCAAGAAGCUUGUUGGAUUGUAAUAAAUGCUUAUUUUGACGAAAAAGGUUUAGUACGACAGCAGUUAGAUAGCUUUGACGAGUUUAUACAGAUGUCUGUACAGCGCAUCGUAGAAGAUUCUCCGCCUAUAGAACUACAAGCAGAAGCUCAACACGCUUCCGGCGAAAUUGAGACUCCUCCAAAAUACCUAUUGAAAUUCGAUCAAAUAUAUCUUUCUAAACCUACGCAUUGGGAAAAAGAUGGUGCGCCAUCACCUAUGAUGCCUAACGAAGCUCGACUUCGCAACUUAACUUAUUCUGCUCCCUUAUAUGUAGAUAUCACGAAAACCAUAGUGAAGGAACAUGAAGAUCCAAUAGAAACACAACAUCAAAAAACAUUCAUAGGAAAAAUUCCUAUAAUGCUUAGAUCUACUUAUUGUCUUUUAAGUAACUUAACUGACAGAGAUUUAACAGAGCUGAAUGAGUGUCCAUUAGAUCCUGGUGGCUAUUUUAUUAUCAAUGGUUCUGAAAAAGUUUUGAUUGCACAAGAAAAGAUGGCAACAAAUACAGUGUAUGUAUUUAGUAUGAAAGAUGGGAAAUAUGCAUAUAAAACAGAAAUUCGAUCCUGUCUUGAACACAGCUCUAGGCCUACAUCUACAUUAUGGGUUAAUAUGAUGGCUCGAGGUGGUCAAAGCAUUAAAAAGUCUGCUAUUGGUCAAAGAAUUAUUGCUAUAGUUCCAUACAUUAAACAAGAAAUCCCAAUUAUGAUCGUUUUUAGGGCUUUGGGGUUUGUUGCAGAUAGAGAUAUAUUGGAACAUAUUAUUUAUGAUUUUGAUGAUCCAGAAAUGAUGGAAAUGGUCAAGCCAUCUCUAGAUGAAGCUUUUGUAAUUCAAGAACAAAAUGUAGCUCUUAAUUUUAUUGGUGCUCGAGGAGCACGUCCAGGCGUAACAAAAGAAAGACGUAUAAAAUAUGCUCGAGAAAUUUUACAGAAAGAAAUGCUUCCUCAUGUUGGUGUCUCUGACUUUUGUGAAACUAAAAAGGCUUAUUUUCUUGGAUACAUGGUCCACAGAUUAUUAUUAGCUGCCUUAGGGCGACGUGAAUUGGAUGACAGAGAUCACUAUGGAAAUAAAAGGUUGGAUCUAGCUGGGCCUUUGCUAGCAUUUUUAUUCAGGGGAUUGUUUAAGAAUUUAUUAAAAGAAGUAAGAAUGUAUGCUCAAAAAUUUAUUGACAGGGGAAAAGAUUUUAAUUUGGAAUUAGCUAUUAAAACAAAGAUUAUCACUGAUGGUCUCCGUUACUCCCUUGCAACAGGUAACUGGGGAGAUCAGAAGAAAGCCCAUCAGGCUAGAGCUGGAGUGUCACAAGUAUUAAAUAGAUUAACAUUUGCUUCUACAUUGUCACAUUUGCGACGAGUUAAUUCUCCAAUAGGUAGAGAUGGCAAAUUAGCAAAGCCUCGUCAGUUACAUAACACACUGUGGGGUAUGAUCUGUCCUGCUGAAACACCAGAGGGUGCUGCUGUAGGUCUUGUGAAAAACUUGGCAUUAAUGGCCUAUAUUUCUGUUGGAAGUCAACCAUCUCCAAUUUUGGAGUUUUUAGAGGAAUGGUCCAUGGAAAAUUUGGAAGAAAUAGCUCCUUCAGCUAUUGCAGAUGCAACAAAAAUAUUUGUUAAUGGUUGCUGGGUUGGUAUUCAUAGAGAUCCAGAGCAACUGAUGGCUACGUUAAGAAAACUAAGACGUCAGAUGGACAUUAUAGUAUCUGAAGUCAGCAUGAUUCGUGAUAUUAGAGAUCGUGAAAUAAGAAUUUACACAGAUGCUGGACGAAUUUGCCGUCCUUUACUAAUAGUGGAAAAUGGAGCCUUAUUGUUAAAGAAAAAACAUAUUGAUCACCUCAAAGAGAGGGAUUAUAACAAUUAUGGUUGGCAAAAUUUAGUAGCAAGCGGUGUGGUUGAAUAUAUUGAUACAUUGGAAGAAGAAACAGUUAUGAUUGCUAUGAGCCCCGAUGAUCUAGCACAAGUGAAAGAAUAUGCAUAUUGUACAACAUAUACUCAUUGUGAAAUCCAUCCAGCAAUGAUAUUGGGUGUCUGUGCUUCUAUCAUUCCAUUUCCUGAUCAUAACCAAAGUCCAAGAAAUACUUAUCAAAGUGCUAUGGGCAAACAAGCCAUGGGUGUUUAUAUUACUAACUUCCAUGUAAGAAUGGACACUCUUGCUCAUGUUUUGUACUAUCCACAUAAACCAUUGGUUACCACACGUUCCAUGGAAUAUUUACGUUUUAGAGAAUUGCCUGCAGGAAUUAAUUCAAUUGUUGCUAUCUUAUGUUACACUGGAUAUAACCAGGAGGAUAGUGUUAUUUUAAAUGCAUCUGCUGUGGAGAGAGGAUUCUUCAGAUCUGUAUUUUAUCGCUCGUAUAAAGAUUCUGAAUCUAAAAGGAUUGGUGACCAAGAGGAACAAUUUGAAAAACCAACAAGACAGACGUGUCAAGGCAUGAGAAAUGCUUUAUAUGAUAAACUGGAUGAUGAUGGCAUCAUUGCCCCAGGGAUUCGCGUUUCUGGUGAUGAUGUAGUAAUUGGCAAAACAAUCACUCUGCCUGAAAAUGAUGAUGAGUUGGAAGGCACAACAAAACGCUUCACUAAACGGGAUGCAUCAACAUUUUUGCGUAACAGUGAAACUGGCAUUGUUGAUCAAGUUAUGCUCACUCUGAACAGUGAGGGUUACAAGUUUUGUAAAAUUCGAGUACGAUCAGUUCGUAUCCCACAAAUAGGAGAUAAAUUUGCCUCCCGCCAUGGGCAAAAAGGAACUUGCGGAAUUCAAUACAGACAAGAAGAUAUGCCUUUCACUUGUGAGGGUAUCACACCUGAUAUCAUUAUCAACCCACACGCUAUCCCAUCUCGUAUGACAAUUGGUCACUUGAUUGAAUGUAUCCAAGGUAAAGUAUCUUCAAAUAAGGGAGAAAUUGGUGAUGCAACACCCUUUAAUGAUGCUGUAAAUGUGCAAAAGAUAUCAUCAUUGCUCCAAGAAUAUGGGUACCAUCUCCGUGGUAAUGAAGUUAUGUAUAAUGGACACACAGGGCGUAAAAUUAAUGCCCAAGUUUUCUUAGGACCCACAUACUACCAACGUCUGAAGCACAUGGUAGAUGACAAAAUCCAUUCCAGAGCUAGAGGUCCUGUACAAAUUUUGGUGCGACAGCCUAUGGAAGGACGAGCUCGUGAUGGAGGUUUACGUUUUGGAGAGAUGGAACGUGAUUGUCAAAUUGCUCAUGGUGCAGCUCAGUUUCUUAGAGAGCGCUUAUUUGAAGUAUCUGAUCCCUACCGCAUACAUGUUUGCAACUUCUGUGGUUUGAUAGCUAUUGCGAAUUUGCGUAAUAACACUUUUGAAUGUAAAGGCUGCAAAAAUAAGACCCAAAUCUCCCAAGUGAGAUUACCCUAUGCAGCUAAAUUACUUUUCCAAGAACUUAUGUCCAUGAACAUUGCACCAAGAUUAAUGGUUGUAAGCUAA